Messenger RNA from Drosophila erecta, 399 nucleotides. RefSeq lists its product as uncharacterized. Gene Ontology annotation, molecular function: RNA binding. The annotation marks the transcript as partial. The record is from RefSeq and is a predicted model, not a curated record. The transcript has a single exon. NCBI's taxonomy places the organism in Eukaryota, Metazoa, Arthropoda, Insecta, Diptera, Drosophilidae.
AAAAGUCGCAAAAUGGCUGAAAACGAUAUCGCGGGAAUUGAACUGACCAGUGGACCGACUCAUCUGAGGAGCAGGAUCUUUGUGCGAAACCUGCCGCCUUGCACCCGCCAGGAGCUGGCUAUGCUCUGCGUUCCCUUUGGCAAAAUCCUUGGCUCGCUGGUCGUCCAGAAUCACGGGUUUGUCCAGUUUGAAAGGGAGAGCGAGGCCAAGUCCGCCAUAGAGGCGCUUAACCACGCCACCUUCCAAUCGAAGGUUAUACUGGUCUCGAGUGCCAGCUUUCGUUCCCUCAAGGCCGCUCACUGCAUGUAUAGUCCGUCGCCUAAGAGGAGGAUGCUCGAGUGGAAUGAAGAUGACAUUUCCACCGAUGAGUAUGAAUCUGAAAACGAUGACGAGGAAGAC